Eutrema salsugineum is the source of this 1669-nucleotide messenger RNA. Its product is annotated as basic 7S globulin. The record is from RefSeq and is a predicted model, not a curated record. The transcript has a single exon. Lineage: Eukaryota; Viridiplantae; Streptophyta; Magnoliopsida; Brassicales; Brassicaceae. The coding region runs from base 349 to 1593 and encodes 414 amino acids. Gene Ontology annotation, biological process: proteolysis. Gene Ontology annotation, molecular function: aspartic-type endopeptidase activity.
AUUUGUCAAAUAGGCAUCUCGGGGACAUGGUGAUACCAGAAUCCGCAGCAUAUGGCUAGAUUGGAGCCUUAACUAACGGUUAAGAUCUGUUAUUUAGAUCUUAAAUGCGACCACGUGGUAUGAUGAUGCUUCUGGCUUCAUCCUUACCAAACGACAAAAACUUACCUCAAAUGUUAACUAUAUAUUGCAGCAAGAAAUGAAGAGGAUUUAUCCACCCAAAAAAAAAAAAAAAAAAGAAGAGGCCCCAUAUCAUACUAUAUAUAUAAACAUAAUAGUUAGUCUAAGUAAUUCACAUCACAGUCCCAAGUAACAACGAAUCACAAAAAAAAAAAGAACAGAAAAAAAAAUAUGGCUCCUCGAGUGAUAUUCUUCCUGUUCUCACUCAUCUUUCUCUACCACGCAAACACAUCACACUCUAAAGAAGAAAAGAUUCAAGCAUUUCUACACCCUAUUUACAGAGACAACGUCACAAAUCUCUACUCCAUCCCGUUGACCAUCGGUGAAUAUGAACCCGGGAUGAAUCCAACCACCCGGACCUUCCUCAUUGACCUCAACAGCGCCGCACCGCUACUGCAAACCUGCGCCAACGCCGCCAAAUCCGCCUCAUACCACUCCAUAAAAUGUGGCUCCACAAGAUGCAAAUACGCAAACCCGAGCUUUUCCUGUCCCAUCAACCCCACCGCCACCAAGAAACCCUCGUGCCGCAAAUACCUCUCAACUUCUUUGACGACCCGACCCGUCAACACCCGGUUCAUCCGAGACACCGUCGACUUAUUGUACACCUAUAAUGGAGUAUACACUAUGGACUCCGAAAAGAGCUCCACGGUGACUUUGACUUGCACUGACGACUCUACUGCCUUGAAACGUAUCCCCGUGGCUUUCACUGGCUCCAUCGGUCUCGCUAACACCCACUUAUCGAUUCCCUCGCAGCUCAUCUCCAUGUACAAGUUUUCUCCAAAGAUGGCUCUUUGUUUGCCUUCCGCUAAAGGGUUCAAGACUUAUUCCGGUGACUUUUGGAUCGGUGGAGGUCCUUAUUACUAUUAUCCUCCUCUUCUUAAAGAUGUCUCUACGCUCUUUGCCUCCACGCCUCUGCUUCGUGAUAGCAAGUCCAGUGAUUACUUAAUCGAUGUGACGUCUAUCCUAAUCGACGGAAACACCAUUGCUUUACCCAGUGGAGCCACAAAGAUCUGUACUUUGGCUCCUUACACUGUCUUGCACACUUCCAUUUACAAGGCUCUGCUCACAGCCUUCGUUGGAAAGGCCAAGAUGGCUAAAGCUCCGGCUGUGAGGCCUUUCGGUGCGUGCUUCCGUUCCAAUGGAGGACGUGGAGUUCCCAUGAUCGACCUUGUACUGAAGGGAGGGGCUAAGUGGAGGAUCCAGGGGUCGAAUUCUCUUGUGGAGGUGAAGAAGAAUGUGGUUUGUUUAGGGUUUGUUGAUGGAGGUGUGAAGGUGAAGAACCCGAUAGUGAUCGGAGGUUUUCAGAUGGAGGAUAAUUUGUUGGAGUUCGAUCUCAAGGCUUCCAAAUUUUCUUUCUCUUCUUCACUUUUGCGUUACAACACUUCUUGCUCAAUUGAGAGGUUACGCGGGAUGUAAGGCACAUGAUUGAUCAUCUAUGUUAUGAUCGUUAUCAUUUUUCUUUCCAAGUAAUAAAAGUCAACGAGAUCUAACA